Molecule: messenger RNA, 2660 nt
Organism: Gastrolobium bilobum
Lineage: Eukaryota; Viridiplantae; Streptophyta; Magnoliopsida; Fabales; Fabaceae
Product: beta-glucuronosyltransferase GlcAT14A-like
Exons: 4
Coding region: 901-2160 (419 amino acids)
Cellular component (GO): membrane
Molecular function (GO): glucuronosyltransferase activity
Source: RefSeq, a predicted model, not a curated record
UUGUCUCUCUAAGGAUUUCAUCACUUUGAUCUAUAUUGUCUGUCAUUAACUCAACAGAUUUAUGGUUUAUUUGUUGCAUAUUUGAGUUCAGCUUAACUUUCUCUGUUCAUGUUCUUCAUCAUGGAGAUUUCCUUUCUCUUUGUUGUUAUAUAUUUCUUCUGUUUCAAUGGGCAUAAAAAAAAUUAAAUUUUUUUAUGCGGGUUUUUUUUUUUCAGUUUUUUAUUUUGAUGAUCGUUUUCUCUUCAAGCGUUUUUGGAUGAACACAUCUAUUGUUCUUCGUGAUAAUGUUUUUAAAACAACAGUUAGAAAUAAAAUUUAUAGACCAUUGUUUGAGCUGAAAUCUAGAUUUUUAUCCCAGUAAUUCAACGAUUUGUGCUAGAUCGUUGUUUUUCUAGCUAUUUAUUGUAUGAUAAUGGAUUUCGUUUAACCGUUUUUUUUUUCCCUCUUUUGUUUUUAGCUCAUCGUUGACAAGAACAAAAUCUGGAGUUGUUUAAUACUAUAAUGUUCUUUGGACACUUUCGUCGAUCUUUUUUUAUGCUCAUGUUUGUCUCGUUUCUCUACAUUUGGCAAUCUUCGAGUUUUGGUUGUUUAAUUGUCUGUUUCUUUAUUUGAUGCUUAACCAAUUUGACUACGGAACUAUGAUUACUUUGUUUAUUUAAUAAUUAAUACGACCCCAAAAAACUUGAUUUUUUUAUUUAUAUCUAUACUAUAAAUUACUUGAAUUUAAUAUUUCAAGUUGAUUCAACAGAUAAUAUUCAAAGGCAGAGAUCACUGAGAAGAUAUAUAUGUAUAAAGAGGAUACCAAAUAUGCUUGAUGGUGAAUUGGCAAAUUUUAUGUUUCAGUGAUUCAUGGAAUCUAGAAUGCGAGAAUUGAAUGAAUAUGCAUGAUAGUUCUCAGUGAUGGGGUUCUUAAACAUGGAGAAGAAAUGGUUAUUUCCUCUCAUUUUGAGUUCUGCUGCAUGCAUGCUCAUUUUAGCCACAUCCUUCAACGUUAGUAUUGUCUCUUCAAUUCACUCCAUCAAUUCAUUUUUCUUUCUACCAUCUCAUGUACACAUAAACCAAACUGCUCGAGUUUUUGUGGAGAAUAAGAUUUCUCCUGCUCCAUCUCCUGCUAGGCCUGCGAUUCCCCGUUUUGCUUAUUUGAUUUCGGGGUCGAAAGGUGAUUUGGAAAAGCUUUGGAGAACUCUUUUUGCACUCUAUCAUCCAUUAAACCUUUAUGUUGUUCAUUUGGACCUUGAAUCUCCACUAGAGGAAAGGUUGGAGCUUGCAUCCAGAAUUGAAGGACAUGCUGUCUUCAAUAAGGUUGGAAAUGUUUUUGUAAUUACAAAGGCUAACAUGGUCACAUACAGAGGACCAACAAUGGUUGCUAAUACUCUUCAUGCUUGUGCUAUUCUACUCAAGAAAAGUAAAGACUGGGACUGGUUUAUUAAUCUCAGUGCUUCAGACUAUCCUCUUGUGACUCAGGAUGAUUUACUAUAUACCUUUUCGGAUUUAGAUAAAAGCCUUAACUUCAUUGAGCACACAAGUCGGUUAGGAUGGAAGCUGGAUAAACGAGCAAUGCCUUUAAUUAUAGACCCAGGGCUUUACAUGACAACCAAAUCUGAUGUAUUUUGGGUCAAUCCUAAGAGAGCUUUGCCAACUGCUUUUAAACUAUUCACAGGUUCAGCAUGGAUGGUUUUAUCAUAUGAUUUUGUCGAAUAUGUUGUCUGGGGUUGGGAUAAUCUACCAAGGACCCUUCUCAUGUACUACACUAACUUUCUCUCAUCACCUGAAGGCUACUUUCAGACUGUUGCAUGCAAUGCGCCAGAAUUAGCUAAGACCCUUGUCAAUAGUGACUUGCAUUAUAUUUCCUGGGACAUCCCUCCUAAGCAGCAUCCUCAUGUCCUUAAUAUCAAUGACACAGACAAAAUGAUUGAAAGUGGUGCUGCCUUUGCUAGAAAGUUUAAGCAAGAUGAUCCAGUCUUGGACUUGAUUGAUAAAAAAUUACUACGUAAGAGAAAGGGACUAUUCACACUUGGUGGUUGGUGCUCUGGUAAACCCAAAUGUUCUGAGGUUGGUAACAUUUAUAAACUCAAACCUGGUCCAGGAGCCCUAAGGCUUCAUCGCCUUGUAGCUGAACUAUCAUUGAAGGCUAAAUCUGGUGCGGAUCAGUGUAUAUAGAUCCUAUUGGGAACUUUCAUGGUUGGAGAUGGAAGAGUCACAUAGAUGGUGAUUUUUUUUAUAGCUAGACACUCAAUUGGAGGGGUAGAUAAUUUAUGAGGUUGGAGUGCAAUUGCACCUCAUUCAUAAUAUAAUUUGGAGAGCAUAUCAAUUUUAUAUAAGAACUUAGCUAUAGUUGCCACUAUAUAAAUUAUCAAAGAUGGCAUGAGGGUCAUCUUUCUUUUUGUAGGUCCCUAUUUCAUUGAGGUUACACAAUUUUUUUGGCAGCAUCAUGAUCUCGGAAUUUUAGAGAUUUUAUUUAAAUUUUUUUUGUUAAUGUUCAUUAUUCAUGAAUUAGGUUCUUUAUGUUUCCUAUAGACAACAGAAUUUGGAUCAGGCAUACUGUAUCCCAACUCUAAAAGGCUCACGUCCACUUUUAUCUACCGCAUCCACUGUGAGGCGUGUUCGCGGUUUGGAUUAGAUCGGUUUUGGAAGCAAAAAUCAUCUGAUUCAAUCCCUUC